CAAAUAAUAAAACAAAGAUCGAAUUUGGACAAUCGAUUGUACAAUUCGUAUUCAAUAAUCUUUGUGUUUGUGAUUAAAUACAGAAAGUGUAAUCACAUUGAGAGCACUUGCCUCAAUAAUUAUGGAUAAACUCAGUAAGCCACAAAUAAUCAGUCACAUUGAAAAAUCAGUGGAUUAUACAAUAUUUGACGCCAAAUGGAUACCAUGCAGUGCAAAAUUUGUUAUUAUGGGUACACGGCCUCGUGGCACUGGUAUAAUCCAAAUUUAUGAAGUGUCGAGCGGCAAUCUUUCUCUUAUCAAAACCAUCGACAAGCCGAACCCCAUAAAGUGUGGGACGUUCAAGGCUUCGAGCCUUAGAACUCGUUAUUUGGCUACUGGAGAUUUUAAGGGAAAAUUGCAGCUCUACGAUUUGGAAAAGCCAUCAGAACCUGUAUACAGUGCGAAUGCACAUGGAGAAAUCAUCAAUGCAAUCGACGGCGUAGCCGGUGAUUCCAUCGGUUGCGGCGCUCCGGAAAUUCUUACAGGCUCGCGGGAGGGCAGCGUGAAGGUAUGGGACAUACGUCAGAAGGACCAACCGGUGGCAACGAUGGAGCCCGUAGUCGGAGGCUCGAGGCGCGAUUGUUGGACCGUCGCCUUUGGUAACUCGUACAACUGCGAAGAGCGUUGUGUAACCGCAGGUUUCGACAACGGUGAUAUUAAAAUGUUCGAUCUCCGUAUGAUGACUCUUAAGUGGGAGACCAAUCUUAAGAAUGGAGUCUGUUGCAUAGAGUUCGAUAGACGAGACGUUGCCAUGAAUAAGCUGGUCGCCACCACCCUUGAGUCUAAAUUAUUCUUGUUUGAUCUGAGGACUCAACACCCCACCAAGGGCUUUGCCUAUCUCACCGAGAAAGCACAUUCAUCGACAAUUUGGCUCGUUCGUCACCUUCCUCAAAAUAGAGAAAUUUGUGCAACUGCUGGUGGUAAUGGUUCCAUAAGUUUAUGGAAAUAUGAAUACCCAGAAAAGCGGUACAUAGAAGAUGCGGAGGGAAUCCAGGAGGGCGUAAUUGGGAGCUUAAAGCUCUUGCAGCAGAGUACUAUGUCCUCGCAGCCGGUGAACUCUCUGGACUGGAGUCCGGAUAAGCUUGGCCUUGCUGUUUGCACGUCCUUUGAUCAGUGCGUACGCGUUAUCAUUACCACCAAACUCAACCUCCAAUGAAUUAAUGAAGAUACGCGCCAUUUUUAAUUGACAUAAUCAGUGUGAAUUAGAGACAUCAAGCUAGUUCUGAUCUUGUCGACAAUUUUAGGAUUUCGGCUCUUUGGUUCGUGCAAUAAAUUCUUACAAUACUGCACGCGAGUCCUAAUCGUCUUAUUUUUAAGAAUGUCAGAGAUUUUCAAUCUAUUACUUUAAUUUUUAACU
Ceratosolen solmsi marchali is the source of this 1396-nucleotide messenger RNA. It is a transcript of the gene Wdr92, whose product is annotated as dynein axonemal assembly factor 10. The transcript has 5 exons. The record is from RefSeq and is a predicted model, not a curated record. The coding region runs from base 122 to 1195 and encodes 357 amino acids. NCBI's taxonomy places the organism in Eukaryota, Metazoa, Arthropoda, Insecta, Hymenoptera, Agaonidae. Gene Ontology annotation, molecular function: protein binding.